AUGGGGGCCGAUAAUCCGAAUGAAGCCCUACAAAGCAUCAGAUCUGUCAUCACUGUCAUGAAUAAUCUGAAUGAUCCUCGAGUACGUCCUCCUAUGGUUGACACCUCAAAUGAAAUCCGCAGGGAGUGGAGCCUAGUAGACCAGCAGUGGGUCGCCGAUGGAAACGAGGCAGUCUAUGUCCAGGAUUGGUGGGAUCAAUGGUUCCAAGACCGGCUUCGGCAUAUUGGAACAACGAAUACCAAUUGGGCCCUUAGCCAUAUAGCUGACAUGAGACGGCUGUGGGCAGUGAGGACGGGAUCCGAUGUCACAACUACUAUCGAGACUCUGGAUAAGUUGAAGGCGGAUGCGACGGAUAUGAAGAUUGACAUGGAUGAUCUGGAUUGA
Molecule: messenger RNA, 384 nt
Organism: Penicillium angulare
Lineage: Eukaryota; Fungi; Ascomycota; Eurotiomycetes; Eurotiales; Aspergillaceae
Exons: 1
Coding region: 1-384 (127 amino acids)
Source: RefSeq, a predicted model, not a curated record